AUGAAGGAGCCGGAGCCUUAUCGGGAUGCAGACAUUUGGUUCUCCGAGACGGAAGAGGAGGAGGAGCGCUGGUGCGACGGCUGCGGCUCCAGCCGGGUGGUGGUCAUGAAGAAGCAUUCGGAUGCGAAGUACAUGAAGUAUUGCAACGACUGCCCCUUCGUUUCCCCCGCGAAGGAGGUCGGUCUUCCAACGGGUCUCCUCAAGCAGAAGGAGAUUGAUGAGAAGCGCGCUCGAAAGCAACGUUUGCGAGCACGGAAAGAGGAGGCGAAGAAGCGGAUGGAGGCACAGCGGGAGGCCAAGGAGCCGGCGGACCGCAGCGAGGAGGUACCUGAGGACUACAAGCAGGAGGAGAAGACCAAGAUCUACACACGCGAAGAGUUCCAUGAAGUGCUCACCAAGGCACUCAAGAAGGGAGAGAUCAAAUGGGAAGACUACUGA
Messenger RNA from Durusdinium trenchii, 438 nucleotides. The record is from the annotation of a GenBank genome assembly. Lineage: Eukaryota; Dinophyceae; Suessiales; Symbiodiniaceae.